GACUGAAGAGCUUGCCAGAAGUGAAGUGAAGUGCAUUUUUGUUGUCUUGUCAUCGCUAGUUCGAUUGUUCAUAAAUUGUUUUAUUUAAUUUAUAUAACUAUGGGUUUAGCCACUAUUAUUGAAAAUGAGGCUCAUUUCCAGUCUGAAAUGGCUAAUGCUGGCACUAAGCUAGUAGUCGUUGAUUUUACCGCUACUUGGUGCCCUCCGUGCCAAAGAAUUGCACCGUUUUUUGAGCAAUUGCCUGCGAAAUUCCCCAGAGCAGUUUUUCUCAAAGUUGACGUGGAUAGAUGUGCUGAGACGGCCAGCGCCCAAGGCAUCUCGGCAAUGCCAACUUUUGUUUUCUACAGAAACCGAACAAGAAUUGACCGGCUACAAGGUGCUGACCCUGGGUCUCUAGAGAGCAAAGUAAGACAGUACUAUGGUACAGAAGAUGCUGGUGAAGAGGACAGCGCAGUCGCAGGACAUAUGGAUUUGGGGACUUUCAUCACUAAAAGUGAAUGUGAGUGCUUGAAUGAGGCCGAUGACCACCCCAUGGUGCACGCCCUCACCAGCGGCGGCGGGUACCUCGCCAGUGACUGUGAUGAACAACUCAUCAUCAACAUUGCUUUCAAUCAGCUGGUAAAGCUGCAUUCCCUAAAGAUCAAGGCGCCAGCGGACAAAGGGCCUAAGUUCGUGAAAUUGUUCAUAAAUCAGCCGAGGACCCUGGAUUUCGACCAGGCAGCUGGAAAUGCUUCUGUGCAAGACUUGGAAUUAUCCCCAAAUGACCUAGAAGGCAAUCCGAUACCGCUGAAAUUCGUGAAGUUCCAGAAUGUUCAGAACAUUCAGUUAUUCGUGAAAGACAACCAGUCGGGCGGCGAGGUGACACAGAUAGACCACCUGGCUUUCUACGGCUCACCGAUCUCCACCACCAACAUGGGAGAGUUUAAACGCGUUGCCGGCAAAAAGGGCGAAAGUCACUAGCCAUCGUAUACAGGCUUUAGUAGAGCUCAGUUCAGUGUUAUAAGCGAUUUUGUAAAUCUGUUGAGCUUGUUAUAGAGAACUGUCUCUUCUAAAAAAUAAGUAUAUAUUAAUUAAUGUAAUUGAGUCAUUUCUCAAACUGUGUCAAAUAAGUAAAUAUGUUUUAAUAUAUUGUCGCAUAUUUAUAAAAUAUGAAAGAAACAUCAACAUUAUUUUAAGUGAAAGGUCAUUCCAUGGGCCACAGUUUGUUAAAUGGAAUUCAGUAAUAUCAGGUAUUUGUAUAUUCAAUAAAUAAAACAAAUUAAGACGAAA
This is a messenger RNA of Amyelois transitella, 1269 nucleotides long. RefSeq names its product thioredoxin-like protein 1 (gene Txl). The transcript is spliced from 6 exons. NCBI's taxonomy places the organism in Eukaryota, Metazoa, Arthropoda, Insecta, Lepidoptera, Pyralidae. Bases 100 to 960 code for a protein of 286 amino acids. The record is from RefSeq and is a predicted model, not a curated record.